Molecule: messenger RNA, 3252 nt
Organism: Solea senegalensis (Senegalese sole)
Lineage: Eukaryota; Metazoa; Chordata; Actinopteri; Pleuronectiformes; Soleidae
Gene: fbxo8
Product: F-box protein 8
Exons: 8
Coding region: 284-1240 (318 amino acids)
Biological process (GO): regulation of ARF protein signal transduction
Molecular function (GO): guanyl-nucleotide exchange factor activity; protein binding
Source: RefSeq, a predicted model, not a curated record
GGAGGAGGAGGAGGAAGGUUAACCCCACAUGAGAACCGUGUUCGCAAGAAGGAACCGCGGUGUUAAAAGGGGGUUCCGUCUGAACCCAAAGUGACAACAUCGGCUCUGUAUUUAUUUCUCUUUCUUGUUCGGACGCGGCGAAGUGAAAUGACGUCAGCAAUCGUGUGUUAGUUAGCAGCGACGUGCGCUCGCGCUGCGGGCUGGACUCUCCUGUCCUGUCCUGUCUGUCCGUCCGUCACGGGGUUCACUACAUUCAGGUAACGUGUGUGUUGUUUACACGCAGAUGGGUCAGGCACUUUGGAGGCUGCCUCCCAGACAACAGCAGCAGCUUCAGGAAGAGCUGGCCGACCGACUGUCUGACCAACGAGGCAGAGGACAAGAGCAAGAUGGAGCAGAGAGGAGAGCUCCUCCUCAGCACUGUCACGGUCCUGACAUCUACCAUCUACUGAGAACACGACGAGGAGGUCAUGUGCAGCGUGGCUGUAUAGAUUUGGAGAUGCUGCCGCCCGAGUUGGGCAUCACCAUAUUGUCGUACUUGAACGCCACUGACCUGUGCCUGGCCGGCUGUGUGUGGCAGGAUCUGGGACAUGACGAGUAUCUGUGGCAGGGACUGUGUAAGUCCACAUGGGGGCACUGUUCCCUCUACAACAGAAGACUUCCUGCUGGUUUCUCAUACAGAAGACUCUACCUACAGCUCGAUGAAGGCUGCCUGACGUUCAACGCCAACGCACAGGAGGGUAUCAGUUAUUUUAUGUCCAAAGGAAUACUCGUCGAUCACCCGACUGAGCUGGCCAAGUUCAUCUUCUAUACCAGGCGCCUCAACUGGAAGAUGCUGAGGAUUUACCUGGAUGAGAGGCGGGACGUCCUGGACGAGCUGGUGACCCUGCACAACUUCAGUAACCAGUUCCUCCCCAACGCACUGCGGGAUUUCUUCAGACACAUCCACGCUCCAGAGGAGAGAGGAGAGUAUCUGGAAACACUCAUCACCAAGUUCAGCCACAGGUUCUGCGCCUGUAAUCCAGGUCUGGUCAGAGAUCUGGGUCUCAGUCCUGAUGCCGUGUACGUGCUGUGCUACAGUCUGAUCCUGCUGUCCAUUGACCUGACCAGUCCUCACGUCAAGAACAAAAUGUCCAAGCGCGAGUUCAUCAGGAACACUCGCAGGGCUGCACACAACGUCUCGGACGACUUUGUGGGUCACCUCUACGACAACAUUUACCUGAUCGGCCACGUCGCUGCAUGAGCUGCACUUUGACCCCGCUGGCGUCCUCGCACUGCACUGAAGUCCGCGAAGUAUCCAGAACUCUGGGGGAGAGAAAAAAAAUGAGUCAAGUCGAGGAAUAGAACGAUAAAAAAUCCACUGCUCUGACGCCGACUGUGCUACCAAAUGUUUGUUUUCAUUGAGUCGACGUGGACUCGGCUGUGAAAGCAAAAGAAGGAGGCGGAGUUAUGAAGACAAGGUCCGACACUGCACUGACAGACGGGGACGAGCUUGUCUGAUUUCCUGUUGAACUUUGACCUGUCGGAUAAAGACCUGACGCAAGGCACCGAGGCUAGCUGAAGAUCACACCACACACUACUAUAGUAUUUACCAGUGCAACUACUGACAAAGCUACACCGGCGCUAAACCCUGCGUUAAAAGCCACAAUGUCCAAGUAUCAGCGUUCAAACCUUGUGUUUUUCUUCCUAAAUGUUACUCUUUAUUUUUCUUGCGUGUGUACCAAGUCAGAUUUACAAAGUUACAUAAAUCACGAAUAAGGUGUCAGGUUAUAUUCAUGUCAACAACGCCUCAAUUCUGCUUCGGAUUCGCCUGUCGUCCACACGUCCCUGGCAUUUUUGGAAGUUUUAAAAAUGCUGCUGCUGGCUCUGUUGUCCUUAGAAAACUCUGGACCUGUGUUUGAUGUUUUUUUGUCUGUUGCGCCACCCACUGUCAACCACUCAGUAACGCAGCUCGCAACACUUUAGCACUCGUGAGAGUCACUCGAACGCAGCGAGCUGCAGCUGCGGAGUCAGGACGACCGAAUGUUAGCAAACCAAAAAAAACUAAAACACUCGUCUACUACUCGUCUCAACCACUGAAGAAGAAAAACAAAUGGUUUCCAGUGGAGAUGAGAUCAAAUACACACACUGAAAGUGGAGAGGAAGUUGAAGACAGAUGCUGAAUAAAGGUACAUUCCUGUUGUUGUUAGAAGUCGGAAUUUCCGAACUGGAACGCCCCCUGAAGUCGGAUUUCCAACAUGGGAAGUUGAAGAAACCUCACAAACCUUGAAAUAGUACCGUUCUAUUUUGUAGAGCAUUAUUAUCGACUAAUGCUAACAAUGGCUAGUGGUCCAUUCCACUUGUACUCAGGAGCCAGAAAUUUACGAUUUUUCCUAGUUGCAAGUUUCAAAUGGAACGCCCCCUCAAGUCGGAUUUCCAACUUGGAAAGUCGAAAAAACCUCACAAACCUUGACGUAGUUCCGUGGUGCGUUCCAGUUGUACUCAUGAAUCGGAAUUUCCACGCUGAGGAGGCAUUUCUUCAGCUGGCACGGCCCCUCAAGUCGGAUUUUCCAACUCACCAAAACCCCCCAAUGUAGGAUUCCAAGAUGGCCGCCACUCACGUUAAUCGUAAAAACACUGUGCUACUUUAUCGUUAAUUGCACUUUGCCGGUUGUAGAGUUGUUAGACUAACAAACUUUUUUUUUUAAUUUUAUAAUGCUGUGUUGAGUUGUGCAUGUGCACAGACGGGGGCGCUGUUGAGGACACAACAGAGUCUGAGAAGAGACGACUCGAGCGCGUGCAAAAACAAAGAAUUAUGCAGCACAAAAAUCACGCCAUGAUAUGAACUAUAGUUACAGGUAGGAUAUUCAAUGUUUGCCAAUAAAUCUGCCUAAAUGUUACACACUGGACCUUUAAUUCACAAAUAUAUGAGAUAAAAAAGACCGAGCUGUGCACUCACAAAUCAAGAAGGAAUCGUUGAAUGUGGAAAAUGACGCUGACUAAUAUGACAAGACUAAUGGAAAGUGGCUUUUUUGCCUCCCAUGUUUUAGUUGUGUAUUUUUUAUUGUAUUUAAUUUUGUAAUAAUAUUUAAGCUGCAAAUUCACCUUAAUUGCGACCGUGUACAAAUUGUCAGGGUUUUUCUUUUCUUUUCCUGUGAAAAAUGACAAACUGUCUGUAGUCUCAUACGACUCCUGGACCUUUUUAGGGAAUUUUUCUAUUUCUAAAAAUGGUUAAUUGUCAUACAAGCUGUUCAAUAAAUCCUGACUCUUAAUACA